This is a messenger RNA of [Torrubiella] hemipterigena, 2077 nucleotides long. Lineage: Eukaryota; Fungi; Ascomycota; Sordariomycetes; Hypocreales; Clavicipitaceae. The record is from the annotation of a GenBank genome assembly.
CCGGCUAAUACCGUUCCGCGAAUUAAAACACUAUUUGGUGAGAUCUGUUUACGUUGCAGUCUACGAUGGCGCUCGAGGUGGCCAGGUACUCGAGUGUGCCUGAAGUUCAUAGAGCGAGACUCUCUUCCAUUUGCUUUAUUUAUUAGUACUCUAAGGGCUUGUCGUUUCGCUCUCCUCUUGAGAUUCCGCCCAAGUUACCACCACGCAAUAAAGUAAACUGGUUUCCAAUUCGCGUCGCCAUGUCAAACCCGGCUCCGGAAAAGGAGACUGCACAGCAAGCAAUAAUGCCCGUCGUCGACCAGCCGAUACAGAUGAAGCAGGUUCAGGGCUCGGAACAAUGGGCUGCGGCAUCAGAAAUUAGCCCGCCAAAGGCAUUUUCGAAAAACAUGCUCUACAUUUACGUCAUGUGUAUUGCUCCAUUUCUUGUUGGAACAAUGGCUGGCUAUGACGGCUCGGUCAUGGGAAGUUUUCUUGUUGAAGAUUCGUUCCAGAAGCUUUUUGGUGCCAACGUCAACGGGUUUCAAGCUGGAUACAUUACUGCCAUGUAUCAAAUUGGCAGCGUCGCUGCCAUUUUCUUCAUUGGUCCUUCGAUGGACCGCUUCGGCCGCCGCUUUGGUAUUUUUUCGGGCUGCCUUCUUUCUGUUAUUGGCGCUGUCAUCCAGGGUACCUCGGCCAACAGCGGUGCCCUUGGCCAAUUUCUUGCUGGACGUUUCUUUAUAGGCUUUGGCGCUGUGAUUGCCCAGGCUGCUGGUCCGACGUAUUGUGUGGAAAUUGCACAUCCUACACAGCGAGGACUUCUUGCUGGUGGGCAGAACAGUAUGCAGAAUUUCGGCGGCAUUCUCGCAGCAGCUGUCACAUUGGGUACUGUUAACCUCGCUGGAAACGCGGCAUGGCUGAUUCCUACCUGGACUCAGAUUAUAUGUCCCGGCGCGGCCUGUGUAAUUGUCUUGUUCUUGCCAGAGUCACCACGAUGGCUUUACACGCAUAAUCGGCAACAGGAAGCUCUGGACUUUGUGGUAAAAUACCACGGCGAGGGAGAUGCAGAGAAUCCAUGGGUCAAACUGCAGUUAGCCGAGUUUGAGGACCAGCUUGAGAUGGACGGCUCCGAUAAGAGAUGGUACGACUACCGAGCUCUAUUCAACACCCGCGCUCGACGUUAUAGGCUGGGCAACAGUCUGAUGAUUGGAAUUUGGGGCGCACUAUCCAACGGCGGCAUCUCGUAUUUUGUUGGUGCAUUUUUCAACAGCGCGGGUAUCACCGACGCCUACACUGUCCUCCUGUACAAUGUGUGGCAGAAUUUCAUGAGCACCAUGGCGAGCUUCAUUGGUUCACCCCUUUGCGAUUACCUUGGAAGAAGGAAGAUUCUUUUGCCGACGUUAUUUGGCAUGGCCGUAUCUUGGGGAGCAAUGGCUGUAGGAACAGCCCUCGUCGAGGCAGAUCCAGCAAAUGUUGCAGCGGCCAAGGCAGGAAUUGCCUUUUACUUCAUCUUCUCGUUUAUCUACUGCAUUGGAAUCACCCCCUUGCAAGGCGUCUACGCGGUGGAGGUAUUUUCUUACGAACAGCGUGCAAAAGGCAUCGCAUUCCAAUCGCUUGUUGUGAAUGCUGUGGCGCUGAUUAACCAGUUCGGCACGCCGGUAGCUCUGGCCGAAAUCGGAUAUAAAACAUACAUUAUAUUUGGUGUGUGGAAUUUAGUCGAGCUAGUCAUUUCGUAUUUCUGGAGUGUAGAGACCAAGGGCUUCACACUUGAAGAGCUGGACGACAUUUUUGAGAGCCCGAAUCCGAGAAAAGCUUCCACCCAGAGACGGGAGGUUUUAGCUGAUGCCUCCGCUUUGAAGCUUGCCUAAGUACGUCUAUAAUAGUUUAUCAAUAGUGUUGCUUAAUGUAAUAAAUGAAGUAAAUUGUGCAUUCUGUCCUCUGGUCUCCGUCCAGGACGACCUUGUCAGCGUCACCAAUACUCACAGCAGAAACUGAAAGCAGCGUCGCUGUCGCUUCCAGCUACAAUUACUAUAACAUAGAAUGAAAGUGGCAUAAAUAUAUAGUGUAACUCACUUAUAGCAUUAUGCUAAACCAUGCAGUA